GAGAGUUCUGUAUCUGGAUCCACAGGCAGGAGAAGGAGAUUGCCCCACUAGGCCUAGCAUGUAAGACCUCAAAGCCCAUCCCCACAAUGACACACUUCCUCCAACAAGGCCAUGCCUCCUAAUAGCACCACUCUCUAUGGGCCGAGCAUUCAAGCACAUGAUUCUAGUGGGGGCAUACCUAUUCAAACCACCACAUUUAUGAGUGUUGAGAAUCGAACCCUGAUCCUCUGGAAGAGCAGUCAGUGUGCUUUCUCUGUGCAGGCCACACUUGUGGCUCAGAUGACAACUCUGGCUGUACCCAUGGCCGUGUCGUUAUUUGGCCCUCUGAGCCUGGCCUCCCAUGAAUCUUGUCUUCCAGAUCCUCCCCAGCCUUCAGGCCAGUGGUGCCAUGCUGGAUGUGGUGGACAGCUGCUCCAUGCUCUACCGUCUCCAGAUGGAAGGGGUGUCCCUUGGCCAGCGGUGGCAGGCUGUCCUACCGGUGACUAAGAAGCAUACCCAGGACCACGUCCUUCUGUUCAAUGACGCUCACUUCCUGAUGGCCUCUCUGGGUGCCCGGGACCUCCAGACCACACAGGAGCUGCUGACCACCCUGAAGGAGGCCAGCGAGUCCCCAGGAGAGAGCUGCCAGCACCGGUUGGCACAAGAUGUGGGGCUGCCCCUGUGCCAGGCCCUUGUGGAGGCUGAGAACGGGAACCCUGACCAAGUCCUAGAACUUCUCUUGCCAAUCCGCUACCGAAUCGUCCAGAUUGGGGGCAGCAACGCCCAGAGAGACGUCUUCAACCAGCUGUUGAUUCAUGCGGCCCUCACCUGCACUUCCAGCGUCCAUAAGAAUGUGGCCCGGAGCCUUCUGAUGGAGCGUGAUGCCUUGAAACCCAACUCACCCCUGACUGAGCGGCUCAUCCGCAAGGCAGCCGCUGUGCAUCUUAUGCAAUGACCCAGGCCCAGUCCUUGGCCUACAGCUCAGUGCUAACCUCCUGGCAUUAGGUUAACUGUCCGGUUGGGUCAGGGUUAGGAAAUAGCUGGGCCUGCUCGUCAGAGAAUAAGGUUGAAUUCUCCAAAUCAGUCUUUGGUGGAAAUAGAGGACAGAAGUUAACUUUGAGUGCUAUUCAGGAUUCCUCUCAGGGUCAACAUGCAUUUUUAAGCCUUCAGAACCAAAGCAAUACUGUUAUUUGCAGGUGCCUUGAACAUUGUACUUUCUUGUUCAAGUAGGCCGGCAUGGCAGAGCUGUGGCCAGCUCAGCCGGGAGGUAUCCAAGCGCCUCCCACACACCUGGCACAGUGAAACUUUUCAUUUAGUUCCCCUUCUCUUCUACACAGGGCCUGCUGUCCCAUUUCCCUGGGGAGGAUUUCAGUGAACUGUCCAGGGUCCCAGCUAUCAGAAGCUUUUCCUUUUGUGAGGGGGUAGGGUUGAGGGAGGGUGUCGGGGUCCGAUGCCCCAACAUAAACUACUUUUCCCUCUCUGGACCGGCGUGGAGGAGAUGGGAAUAAAGACACGACUCACAUGG
Myodes glareolus (Bank vole) is the source of this 1504-nucleotide messenger RNA. Lineage: Eukaryota; Metazoa; Chordata; Mammalia; Rodentia; Cricetidae. The record is from RefSeq and is a predicted model, not a curated record.